CACUGUGUUCGUCUCGUUUCUAAAUUCAGACAAAGGUAAGUUAAAAGUAUAGCCAAAAUGGCUUCCAUAGCUCGCCUCUCUCUCCUCCGAGUCACCACCAUUCCCUCUUUAUCUUCGUUAUUUUCGUAUUCAAUCCCUUCAUUUUUCAAUCUCCAACCUAAUUAUAAGGUUUCCUCUACUCGGUCUCGAUUCAUAACGUCAUCGAUGGCUUCGGACUCCAAAGAAUCUCCAUCCAACAACCCGGGCCUUCACACUACCCCAGAUGAAGCUACCAGGGGAUACUUUAUGCAACAAACUAUGUAUCGGAUUAAGGAUCCGAAAAUCAGUCUUGAUUUCUACUCUGGCGUAUUGGGCAUGUCGUUGCUGAAGAGGUUAGAUUUUCCGGAGCUGAAAUUUAGCCUGUAUUUUAUGGGUUAUGAGGAUACAUCAUCAGCUCCAAUCAAUCCAGUUGAGCGUACUGCAUGGACCUUUGGUCAGAAGGCGACAAUUGAGCUCACACAUAAUUGGGGGACGGAGAUUGAUCCCGAAUUCAAAGGCUACCAUAAUGGAAAUUCAGAACCUCGUGGCUUUGGACACAUAGGCCUUACUGUUGACGAUACAUACAAGGCUUGUGAGAGAUUUGAACGUUUAGGAGUGGAGUUUGUGAAAAAACCUGAUGAUGGGAAAAUGAAAGGGAUAGCAUUUAUUAAGGAUCCUGAUGGCUAUUGGAUUGAAAUCUUCGACACUAAGACAAUUGGAAAUGUGACGGGUGCUGCUGCUUGAUGCGAGUUUUUUUGUAUUUCGCUUUCCCAGGAAAAUGGAACUUAGUAUGGCUUGUAUGCCUUCUCCCAUACUUUUGCUAUCUAGCUGACAAGAGUUGGUCAUAUAUGAGAUGAUGGUGGUAACUGGUAAUCCCUUGUUUAAUACCUCUGAGUGAAUUUUUUCAGCUUGGUAGUAAAUGUAUUUAGAGGCGGAGGAUAUACAUAUUUGAGUUUUUUAAAAUUAUUUAAAUAAAGUCAUACCGUGUUUUAUUCUAGCACAUUAGUUCUAGCAACAAUUAGCUUGAGCCUGGAUCUUCGGUUUCAGAAAUGCAUUAGUAAACCAUGAACUCAUCGAGUUUCCGGAGGUUUAUAGAAAUAUGGAUGAAGCAGGUUAUUUAUGGCCGCAGCACUUAGUUGAAG
Ilex paraguariensis (yerba mate) is the source of this 1160-nucleotide messenger RNA. The record is from the annotation of a GenBank genome assembly. Lineage: Eukaryota; Viridiplantae; Streptophyta; Magnoliopsida; Aquifoliales; Aquifoliaceae.